Trichoplusia ni (cabbage looper) is the source of this 619-nucleotide messenger RNA. Its product is annotated as trypsin CFT-1-like. Gene Ontology annotation, molecular function: serine-type endopeptidase activity. The transcript has 2 exons. Lineage: Eukaryota; Metazoa; Arthropoda; Insecta; Lepidoptera; Noctuidae. Gene Ontology annotation, biological process: proteolysis. The coding region runs from base 51 to 569 and encodes 172 amino acids. The record is from RefSeq and is a predicted model, not a curated record.
GCUAGAGAAAAAAAAAAAGUUAUAUACUACAGUGGUGACCCAGUAAGCAGAUGGAUGGAAACGCUAACAGUGGUGGAGUUGUUCAUAACUCUCAACAAAUUAUCAACCACCCGAUCUACAACUCGAGGACUGUGGACAAUGACAUCGCCAUCAUUCGCAUCUCUGGAACAUUCUCCUACAACAACAACGUACGCGCUGCUGCUAUCGCCGGCUCCAACUACAACCUUGGAGACAACCAAGUCGUUUGGGCUACCGGAUGGGGGAGAACUUCUGUUAGUGGAUCAGGCUCUGAGAACCUUCGUCACGUGCAGGUCUGGACUGUGAACAAGAACACUUACAACCAACACUACCGAAGUAUUGGCAAAUCCAUCACCGCAAACAUGCUGUGCUCCGGAUGGCUCGACGUCGGCGGUCACGACCAGUGCUAUGGAGACUCCGGUGGUCCUCUCUUCCAUAACCGUGUUAUUGUCGGUGUUUGCUCCUGGGGAGAAUCAUGUGCUCUUGCUCGUUUCCCCAGUGUUAAUGCCCGCGUUUCUCGUUUUACUUCUUGGAUCCAUAGCAACUCUUAAUUAUUGACAAUGUUUCUGUAAAACUUGAAAUAAAAUGAACUUUUAUCAAA